AUGGUGUUCCUCGAUUAUGGAGCUUUAGCUGUCUCUGACAGACUAAGAACUAGAGCCAUAAAUGUGGAUUCUACCUGCAAUCUAUGUCGUCAGAAUGCAGAGACAAUAUGUCAUGUCUUGUUCAAUUGCAUGGUGGCGCAAGAUCUGCUGUCAUUAGCGAAUAUCCCAUCUCCUCCUUCAGGUUUUGGAGUCUCUCUGGAGGACAAUAUGGAUUUAAUUUUCAAACUUAUGGAGUAUUCUACAGUGCAUCCAUAUGCCAAGUGGUACCAUGGGAUUUUUUGGAACAUAUGGAAAAAUAGAAAUGCGGUUUUAUAUGCUCACAAACAGGAGGCCCACUCUCUGAUUAUUCAACGUGCAUUGGAGGAUGCUCGCACAUGGCAUGAAGUUAAUAAGUCGAGUACACAAGAAGGUCGUAACAUGUCCAGACUUAACUUGAUGUGCAACAAAUGGUGUCCUCCUUCGAUAGGUACAGUUGAGUGCAAUGUACAUGCGAAUUGGAGGAAAGAGCUGUGGCACCAUGGUGGUGGUUGGAUUGCUCGGGAUCAUUUAGGCUCUGUUCUUUUCCAUGCUAUAGAUGCUUUCACUUCUUCUCCGGACCGGCUUAUAGCAGAGUUACGUUGCAUCAUUUGGUCAUUACAAAGCUUGAAAGAUCUACACCUCUCUAAGGUCUCUAUAGCCUCUGACAUGAUUGGAGCGAUUGAUGCUAUUACCAAACCUGUAGAAUGGCCUCGGUAUCGUGUUUUUACUUCGCAGAUUGCUCAGCUCUGGUUAUCUUUUGAAAGCUGUGAAUUCGAAUUGGAGAAGUCUUCAGCUAACUCGAUAGUGAGGGAUAUCUCAUCAAGUGUCACUCGCUAUGGGCUCUUUCAAUUUUAUAUGGCGUAA
Molecule: messenger RNA, 882 nt
Organism: Microthlaspi erraticum
Lineage: Eukaryota; Viridiplantae; Streptophyta; Magnoliopsida; Brassicales; Brassicaceae
Source: the annotation of a GenBank genome assembly